Parascedosporium putredinis is the source of this 936-nucleotide messenger RNA. The record is from the annotation of a GenBank genome assembly. Lineage: Eukaryota; Fungi; Ascomycota; Sordariomycetes; Microascales; Microascaceae.
AUGCUGUUGGUGGCCAUAACCCCCAGCCACAAAUCCGUGGCCACUAAGCUGGUGGGUGUGAUGCUUGCCUCCCUUAGCAGCGGUGGCGGGGAGCUGAGCUUCCUCGGUCUGACCCAUUACUACGGCCACAUGAGCCUUGCGGGCUGGGGCAGUGGCACCGGCGCGGCCGGGCUGGUAGGCGCUGGUCUAUACGUGAUGAUGACGGAUUGGAUUGGCUUUUCUGUCAGGACCACGCUCUUGUUCUCCGCCGCGCUGCCCAGUAUCCUGUUUGUCAGCUUCUUCUUUAUCCUUCCUCAUGGGCCUCUGCGGACAGGCGUACAACCCAAGGACUACGACGCACUACCUGAACGCGACCUAGAGGAGGACGAAGUCGACAACCUACCACAGUCGGCAGCCUCAUCCGCACUCCUUGCGCCGGGCCCGUCCGUAGCUGCCACAGCAUAUUCGACACACUCGCCGCAACAGGGCCUGACGUUCAAGGCGCACCUUCGACGGACUAAGGCGCUUUUCGAACUCCGCGAGUUCUACCCCUUCUACGGGUUUCUUUACCAGCUCGGCGUCUUCAUCUCGCGCUCAUCCACCCCUUUCAUCCGCAUACGCCGUCUCUACCUGCCCUCCUUCUUUCAGCUGGGUAACCUUGUCAUCCUCUUCCUGCAUGCCAUGUUCUUUUUCAUCCCCUCGGUCUAUAUUGUCUUCAUUAUUAUAUUUUGGGAGGGUUUGCUCGGCGGCGGGGUUUACGUCAACUGCUUUGCGAAUAUCCUCGAGGAAGUACCAACUCAAGACAGAGAGUUUAGUUUGGGUGCGACGAGCGUGAGCGACAGCGGGGGCAUUUGCAUCGCGGGCCUGAUCAGCAUUUUUAUCGAGACUAGAUUGUGCGAUUGGCAGGUCGGUCAGGGGAGAGAUUGGUGCCGGAAUAUCAAGGUCUCGAGAGAUUAG